GCAUGAUUGUUUUGUUUCUAACUUUAAAAAAAAAAAAAAAAAGUGAAACGGGUUGGUAGUUGAAGUAGUGGGUGCUCAACCCGGUAGUGACCGGCCACCACCACCAUCACCACCAUCACCACCAGAAAGGACACACAACAAAUGCUUUAUUCUCUCAUCUUUCUGGUUCAGAUCUUCAACCCACACCUUCUCCUCCCUCAUCAAAUAUAACACACAUUCAUUCAACUUCCACUCAUUAUAGAUCGAUCUUCAAUCUUCAUCACCAUAUCCGUUUCUCACAAAACAAAAGCCCUAAUUCGAAUCGAAUUGGGGAAAAAACUAAAACCAAAUUAGGGUUUUAUUUAACACAGAGCUUGCGCUACCCAGUGAUGGAUCAAUGGUUCUUAGUAAUGCUCUCAAACCUCCUCCAUCUCCACAACUCCCUCGACCCAACCGCCGACACACUCUCCUCCACCGCCACUUCCUCCGCCUCCUCCACCACAUCCCUCCUCCACUCUUCCUCUAUCGCACCACUCCUCCUCUUCACCAUGGCCUCUGUCCUUUCCCACGUCGCUUCCACACGUACCCCAUCCUCACCUUCCUCCAACAACAGCCGUCGUAACAAACGCCGCCGCAAUAAAAACGCUUCCGACUACUCCGUUGCAGCUUUCCGAGCUCUCUCAACGGAACACAUAUGGUCCCUUGAACCUCCCCUCCGUGACGCUCAGUGGCGUUCCCUUUACGGUCUCUCUUACCCUGUCUUCACCACCGUCGUUGAUAAACUCAAACCCCACAUCGCCGUCUCUAACCUCUCUCUCCCUUCCGAUUACGCAGUCGCUAUGGUUCUCUCUCGUCUUGCUCAUGGCCUCUCUGCUAAAACCCUCGCUUCUCGUUACUCCCUCGAACCUUACCUUGUUACAAAAAUCACCAACAUGGUCACUCGUCUUCUCGCCACCAAACUCUACCCGGAAUUCAUCAAAAUCCCGGUCGGUCGCCGCCGUCUCGUGGAGACCACUCAAUCCUUCGAAGAGCUCACCUCACUCCCCAACAUGUGCGGGGCCAUCGACUCUAGCCCUGUGAAGCUCCGUUCUGGUCCAAGUUCUAACCCUGCUACCUAUCUUUCGCGUUACGGGUAUCCUUCUGUUCUUCUUCAGGUUGUUUCUGACCACAAGAAGAUAUUCUGGGAUGUUUGUGUGAAAGCUCCUGGCGGAACAGAUGAUGCUACCCAUUUCAGGGAUAGUCUUCUUUACCAGCGUCUAACUUCUGGGGAUGUUGUUUGGGACAAAGUUGUCAAUGUUCGAGGUCACCAUGUUCGUCCUUAUGUUGUUGGGGAUUGGUGUUAUCCUCUGUUGCCGUAUUUGCUUACCCCUUAUUCUCCAAGUGGGAUGGGUACUCCUGCUCAGAACCUGUUUGAUGGAAUGCUUAUGAAGGGAAGGUCUGUGGUGGUGGAAGCUAUUGGUUUGCUGAAGGGAAGGUGGACAAUUCUUCAGGAGUUGAAUGUGGGUCUUCAUCAUGUGCCACAAACCAUUGUGGCUUGUUGUGUUUUGCAUAAUUUAUGCCAAAUUGCUAGGGAACCUGAACCAGAGCUGUGGAAGGAUCCUGAUGAGAGUGGAGCUCAACCCAGGGUGCUGGAUAGUGAGAAGUCUUUGUAUUUCUUUGGGGAAAGCUUGAGGCAAGUUCUGACUGAGGAUUUGCACCAAAAGCUCUCUUCAAGAUAGUGACUGUUUAAUUUGAUGCCUUGUUGAUGGUAAGGGUGAACCACCUCAUGUAGAUUUUUUGUUUUGUUGAAUAGAAGAUUUUUUUUUUCUCUUCUAGGAUGUGUUUCAUGUAUUUUAUGUUGAAUGAUUUUAGUAACCAGAUGUAGAACUAGAUUAUAGGAUUUGUGGAUGUUUUCAACUGUAAUGGCUCCUUGUCUGGUGGAUGUGGAGGACUACUGUACUAACAUUAGAUUUUGAAUGAAAUGUGAGACAACUUUAACUUAA
Lathyrus oleraceus (garden pea) is the source of this 1961-nucleotide messenger RNA. Its product is annotated as protein ANTAGONIST OF LIKE HETEROCHROMATIN PROTEIN 1. NCBI's taxonomy places the organism in Eukaryota, Viridiplantae, Streptophyta, Magnoliopsida, Fabales, Fabaceae. The transcript has a single exon. The record is from RefSeq and is a predicted model, not a curated record. The coding region runs from base 369 to 1697 and encodes 442 amino acids.